Molecule: messenger RNA, 633 nt
Organism: Aureobasidium uvarum
Lineage: Eukaryota; Fungi; Ascomycota; Dothideomycetes; Dothideales; Saccotheciaceae
Source: the annotation of a GenBank genome assembly
AUGACACAACGAAUCAAUCUCAGCGAGGAUGGCGCAAGCUACAUCAUCAUGGAUACCCUCCCAGAAGACCUCAAAACCUAUGCCACAGACACUUUCGACACUCUUUUCGAUCUGCAUCCCGAAGAAAGAGGCAAAGUCCAGAUGCAAACCGGCGAAGUCGAGUCACCGCGUUGGCACAAGAGCUAUCUUAACACACCAAUCCACGACCCAGCAUUACACUAUAGCUACAUGUUUUCUGGAAAGAACGACCCUGCCAACCGCGACCCUCUCCCAAACGCAUUGCUGCCUUUUCUGAACUACGUCAACAGAGACAAUGCUGGAUACAAUCAAGUCGUCAUAAACUGGUACAAGGACGGACAAGACUUUACAGCACAACACAGCGAUUGCGAAGUGGGCAUGGAGGAAGGCGCUGAUAUUGUCAUCAUCUCGUUGGGUGACGAGCGCGUUCUCAAGAUACGAGCCAAACACUUGGAGCAUCUCGAGCAUGGAGAGGCUUUGAAAGUUCCUCUUCCUCAUGGAUCAGUUUUGACUAUGGGCGGUCAUACGCAAAAGCUCUUUCGUCAUGGUGUCCCCAAAUCCGAUUCAGAGGAACCGCGCAUCAGCAUCACGUUUCGAAGAUUCAAGAAGGAAUGA